AUGUCAUCAACUGAAAAUACAACACCAGUAGAAACCAAAGUUGAAGAACCAAAGGUUGAAGAACCAAAAGUUGAAGAACCAAAAGUUGAAGAACCAAAAGUUGAAGAACCAAAAGUUGAAGAACCAAAAGCUGAAGAGCCAAAAGCUGAAGAACCAAAAAUGGAAACACCAGAAAUUAAAAUUGAUCAUGUUAAAGAUGAAGAAUCACCAAUUGAAAGUGAUUUUGUAGAAGUUGUUGCAGUUGAAGAACAAGAUAAACCAUCAUCUUCCAAAGAAGCUGUCGAAGCUGCAUCAUCUAAAAAGGAAACAAUGAAAGAGAAACUUAAUAAAUUUGAAAAUAAAAUUGAAAGAUUCUUUGAUAAAAUAGCAAAGAAAAUGGAUGAUAAACAAAAGAAACGUCAAGCUAAAAAAUCUGCAAAACAAACUUCUUCUCCUGAACCUGCUGCUGCUGCACCAGCUGAAUCAUCUGAAAACCAUUCUACCCCAGCAACAGAAGCACCACCAACUACCACAACCACUACCACAACUACUGCUCAAAAUUAA
This is a messenger RNA of Dictyostelium discoideum AX4, 543 nucleotides long. RefSeq lists its product as hypothetical. The record is from RefSeq and is a predicted model, not a curated record. NCBI's taxonomy places the organism in Eukaryota, Evosea, Eumycetozoa, Dictyosteliales, Dictyosteliaceae. The transcript has a single exon. The coding region runs from base 1 to 543 and encodes 180 amino acids.